Messenger RNA from Chenopodium quinoa (quinoa), 1228 nucleotides. RefSeq names its product ATP-dependent zinc metalloprotease FTSH, chloroplastic-like. Gene Ontology annotation, biological process: proteolysis. Gene Ontology annotation, cellular component: chloroplast thylakoid. The coding region runs from base 368 to 655 and encodes 95 amino acids. The record is from RefSeq and is a predicted model, not a curated record. NCBI's taxonomy places the organism in Eukaryota, Viridiplantae, Streptophyta, Magnoliopsida, Caryophyllales, Amaranthaceae. The transcript has 4 exons. Gene Ontology annotation, molecular function: ATP-dependent peptidase activity; metalloendopeptidase activity; ATP binding.
UGUUCUCACAUAAGGAAUGAGGUGUCAUAUGAUCCCAUUAUAUAUAUAUAUAACCAGGUUAUAACGAAAACAACCCGAAUAACAGAAACUAAGAACUCAUGAGGAUCGUCAGAUCUAACAAGAAACGCGCCUCAAUGAAUGCCCAUGAUCUAAACGGAACCGCGCUCAAGCAAUUUCUCUCUCCUUCGCCAUUUUCCCUCUCUUCAAGCUUUCUCUCUCCUCAAGCGCUCUCUCUCAUCUGCAAACUGGAUCACCGCCAUUAAUCUCUUUCCUCAAGCAUUAUUUCACUCCACAAACUGGAAAACCUCCAUUAAAUGCAGAAUCGAUGUCUAAAACAGAGGCUGGCCAUGCCUAAGUGGAUGCUCUUAUGCCCAAAUAUGAUCCUGUAGCCAAAAUUUCAAUCAUUCCUCGAGGCCAAGCGGGUGGUAUGACACCAUUUGUCCCAAGUGAAGAAAGGCUGGAUCAGGCCUUUACAUCAGAACCUAUUCUCGAAAAUCAGAUGGUCGUUGCUCUUGGUGGCAGGGUAGCUGAAGAGGUUAUAUUCGAUGAAGACUAUGUUACGAAAUGUUUCAUCCAUCAAAUGAUAUGGCAUGGUAGACCAGCCACCUCACUAGCAAGCUUAUUCCUAAUCUCUUUAUGGAUGACAUACAGGUAAUUCAUCACAAUCCCUUCUUUAAUAUUUGUGUCAAUAUAUGUACAUGAGUAUACGACUGUUGUUUAGUACGAGUAAUAUUGUUAUUGUUAAUUUGAAUCAUAAUUUUUCCCUAAACCUUGUUUCCUAAACACUAGCAAUUGUCAAAUUUCAUAGAACGAUCAUAAUCCUAAGGAGAGAUUGUUAUAUACACCCGGGUAUACCGUAUACCCAACCAACCCAAGGUUAAUUUUUACUUUCCAUUCGAUGAUUAAAUGAAAAACAAUCAUCAAAAUGAGAGCAAAUAGUCAUGGAUGUACGGUACACCCGGGUGUAUAGAACAAUUUCUAAAUCCUAAGUGGUCUCUAAAGUAAAUUAGAAAGAGUCUAAAGUGAAUAAAAAAGACUUUAAAGUAAACCUAUUAGCUCAAGUGGUAGAGCACUAUGCGGAUGCAUAGAGGUGUAGGUUCGAUUCCUACAUAGGAUAUCUCUAAAAAUAAAUAUAAAACACACUAAAGUAAAUCAAAAUAUCUCAAAAGUAAAUUAAAAUAGCUAAAAAGUAAUGUAAAAUAACUAAAAAGUAAAUCAAACUAGCUUA